AUGCUCCAGCAAGCAGCCGGAGACCAUCAACUGUACAUGCAACAAAGUCAACUAUCUGAGGACGCAGAGACCAACGCCCUAACUCGGGCUCUCGAAGCCAGUAAUAAAUCCGACAUGAUUGAAAGCCAAACUAUUUUACAAAGUGGAAACAGUCAAAACUUUAAGGGGGUUUGGCGUUGUCGGCCGCCAAGGGACCCGCAGAUUGCUUUCUUUCCCAGCCGGCUCAUCGGGGGAAUCCUCUCCCGAUGCGCGGGAAAUUUUCCCCGUCCCUCGUCUUCGUCAACCACUUCGGAACCACGAGAGAAGAAAAUGGAGCUCCGCCUUUACAAGUCCAGCCACUUUUUAUCACGCCCUCCAUCAACGCUCCCAACCCACCCACGUCACAUUCCCCAUCAAUACCUCACUUUGUCAUCUACCAAUCCUCCAUCAACGCCCCCAGCCUUCAUCAACGCCCCAGCCUCCAUCAACGCCCCAGCCUUCAUCAACGCCCCCAGCCUCCAUCAACGCCCCAGCCUCCAUCAACGCCCCAGCCUCCAUCAACGCCCCAGCCUCCAUCAACGCCCCAGCCUCCAUCAACGCCCCAGCCUCCAUCAACGCCCCAGCCUCCAUCAACGCCCCAGCCUUCAUCAACGCCCCCAGCCUCCAUCAACGCCCCAGCCUCCAUCAACGCCCCAGCCUUCAUCAACGCCCCAGCCUCCAUCAACGCCCCAGCCUCCAUCAGCGCCACCAGCCUCCAUCAACGCCCCAGCCUCCAUCAACGCCCCAGCCUUCAUCAACGCCCCCAGCCUCCAUCAACGCCCCAGCCUCCAUCAGCGCCCCCAGCCUCCAUCAACGCCCCAGCCUCCAUCAACGCCCCAGCCUUCAUCAACGCCCCCAGCCUCCAUCAACGCCCCAGCCUCCAUCAACGCCCCAGCCUCCAUCAGCGCCCCCAGCCUCCAUCAACGCCCCAGCCUCCAUCAGCGCCCCCAGCCUCCAUCAACGCCCCAGCCUCCAUCAACGCCCCAGCCUUCAUCAACGCCCCCAGCCUCCAUCAGCGCCCCAGCCUCCAUCAACGCCCCAGCCUCCAUCAACGCCCCAGCCUUCAUCAACGCCCCCAGCCUCCAUCAACGCCCCAGCCUCCAUCAACGCCCCAGCCUUCAUCAACGCCCCAGCCUCCAUCAACGCCCCCAGCCUUCAUCAACGCCCCAGCCUCCAUCAACGCCCCAGCCUUCAUCAACGCCCCAGCCUCCAUCAACGCCCCAGCCUCCAUCAACGCCCCAGCCUUCAUCAACGCCCCCAGCCUCCAUCAACGCCCCAGCCUCCAUCAGCGCCCCAGCCUCCAGCAACGCCCCAGCCUUCAUCAACGCCCCAGCCUCCAUCAGCGCCCCAGCCUCCAUCAACGCCCCAGCCUCCAUCAACGCCCCAGCCUUCAUCAACGCCCCCAGCCUCCAUCAACGCCCCAGCCUCCAUCAACGCCCCAGCCUCCAUCAGCGCCCCCAGCCUCCAUCAACGCCCCAGCCUCCAUCAGCGCCCCCAGCCUCCAUCAACGCCCCAGCCUCCAUCAACGCCCCAGCCUCCAUCAACGCCCCAGCCUCCAUCAACGCCCCAGCCUCCAUCAGCGCCCCAGCCUCCAUCAGCGCCCCAGCCUCCAUCAGCGCCCCAGCCUCCAUCAGCGCCCCAGCCUCCAUCAGCGCCCCAGCCUCCAUCAGCACCCCAGCCUCCAUCAGCCCGUACCGUGACCUAUAUUCGUCCCUCACCCGUAGACCAUUUCGACUAGCAUGGCAUCGUGAGGUAAGACCAGCAAAGAAGGAAGAUGCUGUAAGCGUUUUCUCUUCCUCUCCGGACACGUGA
Messenger RNA from Procambarus clarkii (red swamp crayfish), 1830 nucleotides. Lineage: Eukaryota; Metazoa; Arthropoda; Malacostraca; Decapoda; Cambaridae. The record is from RefSeq and is a predicted model, not a curated record.